AUGACGAUAACCACUGACGAGGUCUUGGAACAGAUUGGUAGCUUCGGUCGCUACCAAAUUUUCCUCAGCAUAUUUUUCAAUCUUGCCUAUGCAUUAUGGUGGGCCAUUCCUGUAAUGACUUCUGUCUUUAUCGCAUCGGAGCCCGGCUGGCAGUGCAAAAAUAUAUCGACUUGCCCCUAUACGGACACCAUAAGUCUUGGAGACACGAGGUACAAGUACCGAUGUAAUAUUCCAAGGGAAGAUUGGAAAUUUGCGAACGAUUUCACUUCUAUUGUCACUGAGUUCGACCUGGUUUGUGAACGCGGGUCUUUGGGGUUUGUUUCCACCUCUACGAUCUUUGCCGGAUUUUUCAUUGGAAGUAUCCUUGUGAGCACCUUUUCUGACAGGUUUGGCAGGAAACGCCCAUUUUUCCUCUGCGGUUUUAUUUGCUGCGUGGUUCAUCUCAUCUCAGCCUUCUCUCCUGCAUUCUGGUUUUUUGCACUUUGUCGUAGCAUUGUUGGAUUCAUGAUUGGUGCUUACAGCAUUCCAAUGUUCGUGUUGACUUCGGAGUUUUCGGGAAUUCGCCACAGAGGUGUAGCAGGAGGCCUGGUGUGGAUUGGAUUCCUUCUGUUCUCCAUGAUCUUAGCAGGGGUAGCAUAUGCUAUUAGAGACUGGCGUCAGCUCAUUAUAUGUACUGGAGUUCCUGGCAUAUUCCUUACGGCUGGAUACUUUUUCAUCCCAGAGUCUGUCCGCUGGUUGCUAAAAAAAGGUCGAGAGGAUCAGGCCAGGGUAAUCCUAUGUAAAGUAGCUGAGGUUAAUGGAAAAGAGAUGCCUACUGAGUCACUGGAAUUAUCACAAGAAGAGCAGAAUGAGAGGCUUGGUGACUUCCGAGAUUUGUUUGUGUCACGAAAAAUGAUACACAAGACGUUAUGCUCUUGGUUAAUGUGGUUCUCUGCAUCUUUUAUCAGCUGGGGCAUAGCUUUCAGUGCUCCUUUUGUUGGGGGAAAUAUCUACAUCAAUGUCCUUAUAUCUAGUAUAGCUGCAUUGCCAGCAUACCCAAUAAGUGCUGCUUUGACGAUGAAGUUCGGUCGCAGAAAGACUAUAGGAGUAACGUUUCUAUUAGCUGCUGUCGGAGCAAUCGGGACACUUCUACUGUCAGACAAAGCUGAAAACGAUAAAGGUUACAUGGCUGGGAAAAUCUUCAUGUCCAUGUUCGUUGCAAGGUUUAGCAAUGAAAUAGCCUUUUCAUUGAUUUACAUUUACUCUGCUGAGUUGUUUCCAACAACCGUAAGGAAUGUUGGUAUGGGUACAUCUACAGCUUCCGCCCGCGUAAGCGCUUUUGCCUCAGCUUAUGCUCCGCUCUUGUUGAUCGUUGAUCGUUUUCUUCCCUAUGGGAUAAUGGCUGGUCUGGCAAUAGCAGCUGCUAUUGGAUGUAUGACUUUACCGGAAACUCUCAAUCAACCAACCAUGGAGAGUUUGUAUUCCGUUCAGAGUGAGCCUAAGAAGGGAGCAGAUGAAAACAGAAACGAGGUUGUUCCUGAAAACGGAGGUGAAACGGUGGCUUCAAUGUGA
Pocillopora verrucosa is the source of this 1551-nucleotide messenger RNA. RefSeq names its product solute carrier family 22 member 15-like. Gene Ontology annotation, molecular function: transmembrane transporter activity. The record is from RefSeq and is a predicted model, not a curated record. Gene Ontology annotation, cellular component: membrane. Lineage: Eukaryota; Metazoa; Cnidaria; Anthozoa; Scleractinia; Pocilloporidae. Gene Ontology annotation, biological process: transmembrane transport.